AUGCCCUCAAAGUUGCUCACCAGGAAGCCGAGUCAUUAUAUUUGUCUCCUCCGUUGUUUUCAAAAUGGCUCGCGAGACCAUGGCGCCUUUCGAAAAUCUGUCUAA
Penicillium digitatum Pd1 is the source of this 105-nucleotide messenger RNA. NCBI's taxonomy places the organism in Eukaryota, Fungi, Ascomycota, Eurotiomycetes, Eurotiales, Aspergillaceae. The record is from RefSeq and is a predicted model, not a curated record.